GCUGCAGUUAUACCUUGUUCAAGAUGUUUGAUGAUCUUAUACUUCUAGCAAAAGGAGGUCUUACUGUGUACCAUGGACCAGUGAAGAAAGUGGAGGAAUAUUUUGCAGGCCUUGGGAUCCAUGUUCCUGAUCGUGUUAAUCCUCCAGACCACUUCAUUGACAUUCUGGAGGGUAUUGUAAAACCAAGCACUAGCUCAAAUGUGAGUUAUCAAGAGCUUCCUGUCAGAUGGAUGCUUCAUAAUGGUUAUCCAGUACCCCCAGACAUGAUGGAGACUGUAGGUGGGAUUGAUAUGCCCUCAACAAGUGUAAAUCCAAGCAAUGAAACAAAUUCCAUUGCCGCAAAUGGAGAACAAUCUUUUGCUGGAGAUUUGUUGCAGGAUGUGAAGUGUAAUGUUGAGCUUAAGCGGGACAAUAUCCACCACAAUUUCUUGAAGUCCAAAGAUCUAUCAAACCGAAAAACUCCUGGUGUAUCGCAACAAUAUAGAUACUUCCUUGGAAGGGUUGGUAAGCAAAGACUACGGGAAGCUAGAAUACAAGCAGUAGACUUUUUGAUCUUAUUGCUUGCUGGUGCCUGCUUAGGAACACUUGCUAAAGUGAGUGACGAAACCUUUGGGGCAAUUGGCUACACUUACACUGUCAUUGCAGUUUCUCUCUUAUGCAAGAUCGCAGCUCUGAGAUCAUUUUCUCUGGACAAGUUACACUAUUGGAGAGAGAGAGCAUCUGGCAUGAGCAGCCUAGCUUAUUUUCUUGCAAAAGAUACAAUUGACCAUUUCAAUACACUUGUCAAGCCUCUAGUGUAUCUUUCCAUGUUCUAUUUCUUUAAUAAUCCACGAUCUUCGUUCACGGAUAAUUACAUUGUUUUGUUCUGCCUUGUCUACUGUGUGACUGGUAUAGCAUAUGCAUUUGCAAUCUUCCUUGAACCAAGCCCAGCCCAACUGUGGUCAGUGCUGCUUCCUGUUGUUCUGACUCUAAUCGCUACACAGCAAAACAAAAGUCCGUCUAUGAAGAGAUUAAGUGACUUAUGCUACUCAAAGUGGGCUUUGGAAGCAUUUGUGAUAGCAAAUGCUGAAAGGUAUUCUGGAGUGUGGCUGAUAACUCGAUGUGGUUCACUUCUGAAGAGUGAGUAUGAUGUUCAUGAUUGGAAUCUCUGUCUAGUUAUCCUUAUCCUCUAUGGUAUAGUUAGUCGUGCUAUAGCUUUCUGCUGUAUGAUUACCUUCCAAAAAAAAUAAGUCAGAAUUAUCAUUCUUUUGCCGUUUUUUUUUUCAUUUUUUGUACAAAAUUGAAAAAGGUUCACCUUUUGAGACUCGUGUACCACAGUAGCUUUCUGAACCAUCAGUCAUUCCCGGAAAGUGAUACAGGCCUUUGUAACCAAGUUGGAAUCAGUAGUUAAACAUGGCAUAUGGUAUUAAAAAUUUUAAAUCAGUGGAAGAACAUGUUGGACAAAAUUAUGUAAACUACAUCCUGAUUCAAUUAGCAUUGUAUUUAGGAUUCAAUGGACAUGAACAAUUAAUAAAGGUAGCACGUCCAAUUUAGGUUUUGUUUCA
Molecule: messenger RNA, 1544 nt
Organism: Nelumbo nucifera (sacred lotus)
Lineage: Eukaryota; Viridiplantae; Streptophyta; Magnoliopsida; Proteales; Nelumbonaceae
Source: RefSeq, a predicted model, not a curated record